Molecule: messenger RNA, 2745 nt
Organism: Ceratotherium simum simum (southern white rhinoceros)
Lineage: Eukaryota; Metazoa; Chordata; Mammalia; Perissodactyla; Rhinocerotidae
Source: RefSeq, a predicted model, not a curated record
GGCAGGCGCAGCGGCGGCGGCGGCGGUUCCUGGGCGCUGAGUUAAGAAAAUGAGGCAGAAGGAAGUGUUAACCAAGACCUUCCAAGGCCCAGCUAUUGUCUGUAGGACUCCGACCAGCCACGUUUACAUGUUUGAGAAUGGCGGUGGGGACUCAGGGGAUUCCUCUGAGGAAGAGUCCCACCGUGUGGCUCUGCGGCCCCGGAGCAAGGAGCGCCAGAAGAAGGGUGCCCACCACCCUCACCAGCCAGGAGCAGGGGACGUGGUGCUGCUGCAGAGGGAGCUGGCCCAAGAGGACAGCCUCAACAAGCUCGCUCUUCAAUACGGCUGCAAACACAUUUUUUUUAAUACCUAAUGAGGCCAGAGAUGCCAGGCAGAUUAUCCAAGAUUUCUUUGCAUUCAGAGUGAUUAACAAUGGCAAAGUUGCAGAUAUCAAGAAAGUCAACAACUUCAUCAGAGAACAAGACUUAUAUGCUUUGAAAUCUAUUAAGAUUCCAGUGAAAAACCACGGGAUCCUAACAGAGACCCACAAAGAACUCAGACCCCUUCCAAGUCCAUCCUCAGAGACCAGAGUGACCUUCGAGGAGCAGCCAGACUCAGACAGAGCAGCUGUAGGUGCUGGUGCCCCAUCCAGCCAACUGACGGAUUUCUUUAAGGGCAUUGACCAGAAUAUUGAGCGUGCAGUGCAGUCAGAAAUCUUUUUGAGUGAAAGUUACUGCGUAGAGACCUCCAGUCAGCCGCUACUUCCAGCUCCUCUGAAGACGCCUACAACUGGUGCAGACGGUGGAAUUCAGUGGUGGAAUGCUGUUUUUAUCAUGCUUCUAAUUGGAAUUGUUUUACCAGUGUUUUAUUUGGUCUAUUUUAAAAUACAAGCUACUGAUGAGAUCCCUAAUAGCUUGAACACAACUGUUGUCACCAAUGGCUCAAUGGCACUAAAUGUAGUUCCAGGGCAAACCCCCAAAUUAGCGAUUCCAGUGCCAGCCAUCCCCUCUUCAGACAGCCAGUUCAGUCAAACCAACCAGGCAGGGAACUAGCUAUUGUUGUUUCUAAAAUCAGCCCAUCUUUAGCGGUUGGGCUUGUGAUGUGCAUCAGCUGACAUUAGCCAUAUCUUAGGGUGCUGUGUUUUCUUUUCUGUGACAUACGGACGCGUUUCAGAAGCCACUGUUGUAUUCUUGAUACCACCAUGGGGAAUAGCCUUGCCUACUCCAAGGCUGCGGGAGCCAAAACACCAGUGCCCUCAGCCUCCUACAUUCAGAGAGCUGUGGCAAGAGAGACAUUUACAUGUGACAGCUACCAUUUCUUGAAGGCAUUUAGUGGUUUGGCCAUGACUGUCUUCACAGUAGCACUGUGUGGGCCCCCAAGUUGGACGUGCUUGGAGGGGGAGGAAUGGCCUCGUCCAGUGGACCUGCAAUAUGGAAGCCCCUGGGGUUGGCUUUGGUCGCCUGGCUGCUUGCAGUGCCCCUCACCUGCUAUGAGGGGUGUUUGGCUCUGACAAAUGGUGUUCUCUGUCUCUCUGGCAAAGGUGCUGUGCAAUAGUGGUGGAAUGUCACUCUGUUUUAGAGUGUGCCGGAUUAUAAUUCUUAUAAGCCCUACUUCCUGUUUGCCCCACCAAUUAGCCUUUUUGAGACAGUGUCACAUCUAGAAUCAAAAAAGCCCUAAAUCCAAAUUGUUAUGGUAUUGAGUAGCAGCAGUUUUGUUCCUUGUACUUUUAGAGCUACUUAGUUUGACACACAGGCAUGUUUUAAGCUGCUCCGUGGUACACCUCCUGGCCAGAACCUUUGGGGGCCAUGGCCCAGUUUCACCUGAGGUGCAUCCCCACAGCAAUCGCUAACUGGAUUUUCCAAGUCAGCGUUCGUGGAAGGAGCUCUUGCUGGCCAGUGUCUGGAGCCGAGUAGGUGUAGAGAAGGAUGAGUGUCUAUCACCAGGGUCCCAACAUGUGACACUUCUAAGGUCUUAAGGCCAGUCACCAGUCCAAUGUUGCCUAGAGCAGCAGCCCUUGUGUGUGCCUGGAAGAGUAGUGUAGGGAGAAUGGGUGUGCUUCCUGCUGUUUCCCUGACUCCAUUCUUAGGAAUUCUAGAGCCAUCAUACAAGAAUGUGGCUCAGUCAUUUUUCUUGGGGUAAAUAACACUUUAUAUACAAUGUAGCUCAUAAUGUUAAAAGUCCAAACACGUAGUGGAGGGCCUACAGGUGACCUUUGCUGUGAAAGGCUAUAGAAAGAGGGGCCUGAAACCCGUCGGCCUGUGAUUUGCCUGUCUCCUCCUGUGACAAGGCAACAGUGGUACUAAGUGCAGAGGCUUAGGGGAGCAUGGGUUGGCCUCUGAGGCGCUGCGGGUGGAGCAGGAGUAGAUGGGGUGAGGGUGAGAGGCUGCUUUGGCAGGAGCCCAUCUUGAUCCCAUGGAGGAGUGGAAAUAGGCUGAGGUGGCUGGUGGUUCAGCGUCCGAGAGGUCUAUCUCUAGGGAGGAAAACACACUACAAGCGCUAAGCUUUAGGCAUGGUUUAUGGCAUUUGAUACACUAGGCCUAGAGAUAGAUUGGAAAGAUCUCAUCAUGUAAGAGGAUAGCAGUGUGGCAGAAGAGUACUUGAGAUGCAUCCAAUUUUUUUCCCAGUUUCUUUCUUUUGUGUGAAAAAAUAUUUGCCCUGGAGUCAAUUAGCAAAUUUAAAUUAUCUUCAAAGUUAAAUGUUUUAUUCAAAACCAAAAUGGUCUUCAGGAUAAAAUAAACUUGUGAACCUUUGCUACAGGAAAUGUUU